This is a messenger RNA of Taeniopygia guttata (zebra finch), 4202 nucleotides long. Lineage: Eukaryota; Metazoa; Chordata; Aves; Passeriformes; Estrildidae. The record is from RefSeq and is a predicted model, not a curated record.
GCCAGCUCUGGUUUCUGCAGAACUGAAGCUUCUCUUGGGGCCAGAUCUGAGCAUGUGGGUGCUAUAAAACUCCUCCUUUGCCUGGACUGCAGGAGAGCAGUCCCUGCUCCAUCCUGCAAGUGCUGAACACACCAGGACUCUCCAUCUGCUGCCUCCACAGCUCCAGGUACUGGCCCAGGAAGGGAAUGUGGUGACAUCUGUGGGACCUCCAGGCAGGAAUAAACAUGUCAGCUUUGGAGCUGGGGAGGCUGAGGAGUUGUGCAGCUGUCCUUGGGUCACUCCUCACUGCUGCUCUCGUUGUGGCUGUCCACAGCCAGUGCGCGGCUCCACCACGGUCGCCGUCGGCAGAGCCCAAGGAGCGGCUGGAGGGCCACCAGCUCUUCCCCUCUGGCUACAGGAUGGCGUUCGUGUGUCGGCCGGGCUUUGGGAGAAACGCUCACACUUCCAAUGUCCUCGUCUGUGGAGUGAACGGGGUGUGGCAUGGAUCCAGUGAAAUCUGCAUACCCAAGGCGUGCAGCUACCCCGGGGAGCCGGCCAAUGGCAGACUGGUCUUGCCUGGAGUCUUCACUUUUGGUUCCAAAGUGAACUUCACCUGCAACACUGGGUACAGACUGAUUGGACACUCUGAGAUUGAAUGUGUGCUCAGAAAUGAGGUUCUUACAUGGAGCAGUGAUGUUCCCAUCUGUCAAGCGAUUCCCUGUGCACCCCCUCCAGAAAUAGCAAAUGGGCAGCACAGUGGGAUGGACAAGGAGCAUUUUGAGUAUGGGGACUCUGUCACCUACCAGUGCCACAGGUCCAGGAGGGGAGUGAGACCUUUCUCCCUGGUGGGAGAGGCUUCCAUUUUCUGCACAAGCUUGGACAACUUGAAUGGUGUGUGGAGCAGCCCAGCUCCAGAAUGCAAAGUGGUAACCUGCAAGCAACCAAGAGUGGAGAAUGGGAAGCUGCUGAGCGGGUACCGGCCCGAGUACAGCUUUGGGGACACGGUGGUGUUCGACUGCGACUUCCGCCACAGCCUCAGCGGCAGCGGGGCCUCCAGCUGCAGGGACAGCGGCCUCUGGGAGCCCCCCCUGCCCCUCUGCCAGCGCAGCAGCUGUGAUGACCCCCCAGAUGUGAGGAAUGCCAUGAAAACCAGGCUGGCUGGCAAUCUGUUCCCUGUGGGCACCGUGGUCACCUACGAGUGCCAGCAGGGCCACCAGUUCAGAGCGGGGGAAACCACCUGGAACAUCAGCUGCCUGCAGGAUUUUGUGUGGAGUGAACCCCCCCCUCCGUGUGAAAGAAUUCCUUGCCCAGAUCCAGACAUCCCAAAUGGGAAGCCCUUGCACCCAUGGCAAGUGAAGGAGGUUUAUGAGAGUGGGGACAGGCUGGAGGUGGAGUGCAGUGAAGGAUUUGCUUUCAAAGGCCACGGCAGUGGCAGCAGCAUCACCCUUCGCUGUGGCAACGAUGGUGGAUGGGAUCCAGCAGUGCCAGAGUGCAUCCCAGAACCACAUUGCCCAAAGCCAAGCAUCCUUCAUGGAAAAGAGGUUUAUAAAAGCAGGAGUGGCUACACAGUGGGGACACGGGUGAGACUGGCCUGUGAGGAAGGUUUUGCCCUCAGGGGCUUGGAGACCAUCACCUGUGGGGCUGAUCUGAGCUGGGAGCCUGUGAUGCCCUUCUGUGACAAAGUCUGUGGGCCCCCUCCCCAAAUCCCCUUUGGGCAGCACUCUGGCAGAGGUGCCACAGGGUUCCCCUAUGGCACCAAGGUGACCUACAGCUGUGCAGAGGGGCUGUCCCUCAUUGGGGACGAGUCCCUGCACUGCACCUCCGAGGAUGGGGAGAACCUGACCUGGAGCGGGCCUGCCCCGGAGUGCAGGGUGGUUCGGUGCCCCAGGCCCGUGGUGGAGAGGGGGAGAAUGACCCCACAGACCUUCACCUUUCCCUACGGGCUGCUCCUGCACUUCUCCUGUGACCAAGGCUUCAGGCUGCAUGGCGCUGCCCAGAGCCAGUGCCUGGCUGAUGGCGCCUGGCACCCGCCCCUGCCCACCUGCCAGCCAGUUCAGUGCCCCAGUCUCCCAAGGCGGGACGAUGUUGUGGUUGACUUCAACCAGCUGUGGUACGAGGUGAAUGCCACGGUGACCUUCUCCUGCAAAAGUGGUGGGCGCAAUGGGGCACUUUCCAAAACCACUUGCUCAGCUGAUGGCACCUGGACACCACCCCCCACGUGUAGGAAGAGUGAUGUGUGUGAGAGGGUUCUUCGAAACAAAGCAGCUUUCCGGUGUGGAAUUCCUCUGUCAGAUCUGAAAACCCAGCUGGAAGUCCAGAAGCUCCUCCUGGAGAUCCAGAAACUUGAAAAGGAGCUAAAAAUCACCACCUACAUUUGUGCUAAUGCUGAGGUAGCCAGGACAAAAUUUAACAAUCGGCCACAGAUUUGGUCGUGUGAGGAGCCAAUGACUUGUGAGUCAAUGACUCGUGGGGCUGGGGGUGGUGUCAGUGGCGUGUCUGGCCUGUCCCCAACUUCCCACUGCUGCUUCCCCUUCCCUGCUGGGCUCUCAGGGCAGAGGAUCUCGGAUCUCUCCUUCCCAGGGCAGCUUUUAUCCCACGCCAUGCCCGGGCUCCUCGGGCCAGGCCAGCUCCUGGCACUGACGGUUCUGGCCCUGCAGCCCACGGGCACUCAGGAGGCUCAGUGUCCCAUCCCUUCCAUUGCAAACGGGCAGCUGAGCUCUGCAGAGAACUUCACCCAGGGCAGCACCGCCACGCUGCAGUGCGACCCCGGCUUCGUGCCCACCGCCAGCACGGUGCGCUGCACGUCCAGCGGCAGGUGGUACCCACGGGUGCCCUCCUGCGUCCCAGGGCAGUGUCGCCACCCUCCCUCUGUGGAGUUCGCCGAGUUCCAGCACCGGCGGGAGUUCCUGGUUGGGAGCACGCUGUCCUACUCCUGCAGAACCGGCUUCUCCCUGAUCCCCGGAGUGUCCCCAACCAUCACCUGCCUUCAGAACUUCUCGUGGUCCCCGGUGCCGAGGCUGUGCCAGAGGGUGCAGUGCUCCAGCCCGGUCAUCCCCCACGGGACAGAGGCCAGCCCCAGGAGAGCCGAGUACACCUUUGGGACACAGGUGGAGUUCCAGUGUGACCACGGCUACAUGCUCCGGGGCAGCGACAGGGUCCAGUGCUCCUCUGACGGGAUGUGGAGACCCCCCGUGCCCUACUGUGACAGGGUCUGUGGCCCCCCUCCCAAAAUCACCAACGGGCAGCACUCUGGCAUGGGGUUUACAAGGUUCCCCUAUGGCUCUGAAGUGAAGUACAGCUGUGCAGAGGGGCUGUCCCUCAUCGGGGACGAGUCCCUGCACUGCACCUCCGAGGAUGGGGAGAACCUGACCUGGAGCGGGCCUGCCCCGGAGUGCAGGGUGGUUCGGUGCCCCAGGCCCGUGGUGGAGAGGGGGAGGAUGACCCCACAGACCUUCACCUUUCCCUACGGGCUGCUCCUGCACUUCUCCUGUGACCAAGGCUUCAGGCUGCAUGGCGCUGCCCAGAGCCAGUGCCUGGCUGAUGGCGCCUGGCACCCGCCCCUGCCCACCUGCCAGCCAGUCCUGUGUCCACAGCCCCGAGUGCCCUUUGGAAGGCUGAAAAGCCCUUUGGGUGGCAGAGGGUGGUACCAGGCCAACGAGACUGUCACCCUGGAGUGCCUUCCUGGCUACGAGCUUCCAAACAAUGAAGUGAUGGAAAUGGAAAAUGCUUGGACAGCCACCUGCUUGCCUGAUGGCAGCUGGACAACACUGCCCAAGUGUAUGAAAGAAGGUGAUGGUGAUGUGUGUCAAGAGGUUCAUUACAUUAAAUCGACCUUUGAAUGUGGUGUGCCUGUAGAAGAAGUGAAAAUUCUGCUGGAAAUACAGAAACUGCUCCUGGAGAUUAACAAACUAGAGAUGGAGCUAGAAAACUAAAAUGAAAUUGGAUCCCUGUAAAAGUUCACCUUUCCUUUGGUGAACUCACAGUUUGUGCAGUCACAGCAUCUCUGAGAAGGUUCUUUGUGAUUUUGUGGCUUUUUAUUUUGCAUACCUAGAGCCAGAAAAAUAAUCAUCAGUGCAUGGGAGGCUGCUUUUUGUGCUGGAUGCCAGAGCAGGGAGUGGGUUUUGCUCUAACCUACAAGCUUGAUUUGCUCUUUUAUUAAUAAGUUGUUUCAUGUUUCAUAUUAGGAAGACUAAAAAGAGAUUAAAUUUAGCUUUUUAAAAUCA